AUGUACUAUACAUCACGAACUGCACACCCUGAACCAUCACGAACUGCACACUGCACCAGCGCGGAGAGCAAGCGAGGGCAUAAUGAAAGAGGAGGACGGAGGCCCGCGGCUACCCCCUCCCCGCACACUUUUCGAGAAGAAGGAUGUUCCGUGUCUCGCCGCGCUGCGAAUCCUUCUCGGCGACAAGGGAGCAGGGCAGAGCAGCAACAACGACAGAUGGCUCUCGCCCACGAGAGAGCUGCGCCUGGUGUCCUUCGACGUGUGCAACGCUUGCCGGAGCGCCGUGCCUUGCCGUGUUUGGGUCGGUCAGAACACACCGCCAUCUCUGUGGGCAAGAAAACCACGAGCGGGGCAGCCGAAGGGUGGGAACGCGUGCCUACUGUCCCCCCCAGUCUUCACCACCACCAGCGACAGCAGGAGACCAUCUCCUCCCACCACGCGGCGGACGUUGUUAGGGAUCCGCGCGUCAACGGUCGUGUGGGAUCGACCUUUUCGCGACGUCGUCGACGCGCGGUCCUUCCUGCAGGGCGUGGCGUGCUGGAGGUUUGGGUUUCAUUUCAACGAGCCGCUUGUCCCAAGGAACAACACGGGCUGCUUUCGUUGGCCCGAGACCUUGAUUACUCUGGACCUAGGCCCGAGGUUCCAACAUGACCUGUCUGGCGUAUCUUUACCCGCCGGGUUGCUUGAGUUGAGAUUGGGCGCGGCGUUCAACCGCUGCGUCCGGGGGAUAGACUGGCCUCCCCGCUUGCUGAAAUUGACCUUCGGCGCCAGCUUCAACAAACCAAUCGUCGGCGUCGUGUUUCCGGCGUCCUUAGAGCAGCUGUCAUUCGGAGCCAGCUUUGACCAGCCGUUGGUCCAAUACAUGGCAACUGAUACCUGUCCUAGCUGCGUUUCCUGGCCUCCGCGCCUACAUACUCUAUCGUUUGGCGCAGGCUUCGGCCACGAUAUUGGGGGAGGAAACAGCACCCUGCCGCUGGAGGCUACGUCUACGGCGGCGGAGACGAAACAUGGCUGUGGUAACCGGCUGCCCGCUUCCCUGAAGCGACUGACGCUGUCGGACGG
Messenger RNA from Ectocarpus siliculosus, 1062 nucleotides. NCBI's taxonomy places the organism in Eukaryota, Phaeophyceae, Ectocarpales, Ectocarpaceae. The record is from the annotation of a GenBank genome assembly.